Molecule: messenger RNA, 618 nt
Organism: Chanos chanos (milkfish)
Lineage: Eukaryota; Metazoa; Chordata; Actinopteri; Gonorynchiformes; Chanidae
Gene: prelid1b
Product: PRELI domain containing 1b
Exons: 5
Coding region: 1-618 (205 amino acids)
Cellular component (GO): mitochondrial intermembrane space
Source: RefSeq, a predicted model, not a curated record
AUGGGGAAAUAUUUCUUCAGUGAGACUGACAUCGGCCGUACAUGGGAACAUGUUCUGUGUGCAUUCUGGCAGAGAUAUCCAAACCCCUACAGUUCUCACGUUUUGACUGAGGAUGUAGUGUUUCGUGCUGUGACCUCAGAUAACUGUCUCAUAUCCCGCCGCCUCUUCACAAAGACCAAUCGACUUCCACGGUGGGCUGAGUGUGUCUUCCCAAUCAACCUAUCACGGUCCGUCUAUAUCAUAGAAGACUCCAUUGUAGACCCUGGCAACGGAAGCUUUACAACUUUAACAUGGAACCUUAACCACACAAAACUCAUGACAGUUGUGGAGCGGUGUGUGUUCCUUGAAAAGCAGGACCAGCCCGUUUUGACCCGACUCACCCGAGAGGCCUGGAUCUCCUCAGCAGUGUUUGGUCUAUCCAGACCCAUACAGGAAUUUGGCUUGGCCAGGUUUAAGAGUAAUCAGGUGAAAGCAAUGAAAGGACUGGAAUAUUCUCUCUCUAACCUACAGAAAUCCUCUACUGUCUCGCAAAAUGGCAUCACAUCUCAGGAUUUACCAGAGAAAGCCAAGGACCUGUCAUCCACUCCAGACUCCCAGAAACCUCAGCAGUACGCCUGA